Messenger RNA from Charadrius vociferus (killdeer), 714 nucleotides. It is a transcript of the gene CMPK2, whose product is annotated as cytidine monophosphate (UMP-CMP) kinase 2, mitochondrial. Gene Ontology annotation, biological process: dUDP biosynthetic process; dTDP biosynthetic process; dTTP biosynthetic process. Gene Ontology annotation, molecular function: dTMP kinase activity; ATP binding. Lineage: Eukaryota; Metazoa; Chordata; Aves; Charadriiformes; Charadriidae. The record is from RefSeq and is a predicted model, not a curated record. The coding region runs from base 1 to 714 and encodes 237 amino acids. Gene Ontology annotation, cellular component: mitochondrion; cytoplasm. The transcript is spliced from 4 exons.
AUGGGGCGGGCGGGGGUGAAGGGUGCCCGUGUCUCCUUGCAGUGCGCAGGGCGCAUCCCGGAGGCUGGAGCAGUACUCGACCUGCUGGAGAAAUGUCCCGAGCACCAGAAGAAGGGAGGUUUUCCCGUCGUGGUUUUUGAGGGGCUGGAUGCCACAGGCAAAACUACUGUAACCCAGUCUGUCAAGGACACCCUGAAUGGCGUUCUGCUAAGGUCUCCACCAGCUUGCAUCAGCCAGUGGAGGACAAUAUUUGAUGAUGAGCCAGCACCCAUUAAAAGAGCAUUUUAUGCUGCGGGCAACUACAUUCUUGCUUCAGAAAUAGCAAAAGCAUCCACUCAGGCACCUGUGAUCAUAGACAGAUACUGGCACAGCACAGCUGCCUACACAAUUGCCACUGAAAUAAAUGGGGAAGUCCAGGAUCUUCCACCGGUUCAUGAUGAGGUGUACCAGUGGCCUGAAGAUCUGCUUAAACCUGAUCUCGUUCUUCUCCUGACUGUUGACCCUGAGGAGCGAGUCCGGAGACUUCAGCAUCGGGGGCUGGAGAAAACAAAGGAGGAAGCUGAGCUGGAAGCUAACUGCUUGUUUCGCCGAAGAGUUGAAGAGUCAUACAGAAGGAUGGCAAAUCCUGCGUGCCAAGAGAUUGAUGCCAGCCCCUCCAAGGAAGAAGUUCUCAAGACGGUGCUACAACUCAUUAAGAAACGCUGUGCUUUGUGA